AUGCUCUCAUCGGACUCCCACAAUGUGUCUUUCACCACCACACAAUUCUCCAAUCAUAAUCUUAAAUCCUACAAACUAAACAAUCGAAGAACCCUAACUGUAUCCGCACUAGGAGCCGACACAUUUGAGGGAACAACACUAGCAGUCAUCGGAGGUGGCUCGGUCGCAGCAAUUGCCGCCGUGAUUUCACUCGCAGAACCCGAGAAGCACCAGCAGUUGCAGGCGGAGGAGGUUGUUGGUCAGGUUCACGUUUCAGGCACUGGUGCAGUGAAGAAGGUGUACAAGGGAUUUGAUCAAGAAGAAGGAAUGGAUGUGGCAUGGAACCAAGUAAAACUAAGAAGCUUCGGUGGAGAUCCAUCUGUUCUCAAGAGACUCUUUUCAGAAAUCAAACUGUUACAGACAUUAGAGAAUGAAAACAUCAUUGUUCUUUACAAUUUCUGGAGGGAUACUAAAAACAACACCUUGAACUUCAUCACAUAG
Molecule: messenger RNA, 480 nt
Organism: Lactuca saligna
Lineage: Eukaryota; Viridiplantae; Streptophyta; Magnoliopsida; Asterales; Asteraceae
Source: the annotation of a GenBank genome assembly